This is a messenger RNA of Diplodia corticola, 1167 nucleotides long. Its product is annotated as negative regulator of dna transposition protein. NCBI's taxonomy places the organism in Eukaryota, Fungi, Ascomycota, Dothideomycetes, Botryosphaeriales, Botryosphaeriaceae. Bases 1 to 1167 code for a protein of 388 amino acids. The record is from RefSeq and is a predicted model, not a curated record. The transcript is spliced from 3 exons.
AUGACUUACCCGGAACCCCGUCGCGCGGGCUCUCACGCCACUAUGCCGGGCAAAUCUACCAGCAACGCGGGUGCCGCUUCGGACGUCGACCGCGACCAGUUCGAGGCUUUCAGAUAUGAACUGGGCACCUCCAACCGUGAGACUGUGCUCGCUUCCUUCGAUCGCCGGGACGACUACGCUCGCAUGCGCUUCCCGCCUCGUACUCCGAACCCCGGCUCACACCAGGCUAACGUCCCUGCCGACCCUGUGCUCGCUGGAUGGAAGAACUUUCAUCUCACCACCACUGACCGUGACCUGGAUGCCGAGAAGCAGGACCAUCUUCAUGACGGCCAGCUCUUCCGCCUCAACCGUCAGGCGCGUGGAGAGGCCAUACACCAUCCUCCACCUGCGGUUCGUCGGAGCGAGCCGUCCCUUAACCCGUUACUAAACAAUCCGGGCAACGCUGAUCCCCUUGCUCUGGCUCGAGCUCUCCAAUUCAAGGGCUCCUACAAGGCUGGAAAGGGCCGCCCGCCGAUCUCAAACCCCCAUGCUAGCUCCGCUCCUCUCGGAUCUGUCGGUCGUGGAGGUUACGCCGGUCGUGGCCGCGGCGGCUCCGUCCUGAGUAGCAAUGGACGCAAUGGGCCUACACAAUCUGGAACCCUCAACCCACAUGCAGAUAUUCAUGCAGACCAGCGCUUGCCUGCCCGCAAGAAGAAGGCCUCCGUUGUUGGUGGUGGAAUGAGCACCGUCCAGGCGCGUCCGAUGCUUGGAGCUGCUUUUACGAACCGCCCUACCAACAAUCUGCGUCCGCCGCCGGCUCAGAUCAAUCAUGGCCGCAAUGGCAUCCCGAACCAGCAGCUGUCCAAGGGUGCCCAUGUAGCUCCGAUGAUGGACCGCAGCAACAGCUCCAGGUCGACUGCAUCCAUGGCGAGCUCGACCGUGGGCAGCUCUUCUUCCGGCGCCCUCUUCGCUACGGGCCGCAGACAUCCUGCUCCUGUAGGUAAUCUCGCCACGCCUGAGGAGUUCAUGGCAGCUGUUAAGAAGAACGGUCUUGCUGGGUCGAAAUAUGCACCGAAGCCCGAGGACAAGAAGAAUCAGCAGGAAAAGACGGAGACGACCAAGCCCGCGGAACCAAAGAUCAAAUCUACUAUGGGUGGAGGUCUCUCUGGAUCGAGAUUCGCUGCUUGA